GAAACGCACAAUUCAUAAACAUAUUUCCAGUAGUAAACAACACAAUUUUGAGCAUGUCUCGUCAAUUAAGCUUUUGUCCACAAAAAGAAUAUGAACUCAUUGAAUACCCUGGCCGCGUGGUCAACACAGACCGCAUGCUGGCCACCUUAGGUGGCAUUCUCAACAUAUCCAAGGUUCUGGGAGAUGAGAAGAAGCGCUUGGAGUUGCGUUUUCAUCCGGAUAAUCCAUAUAACAAGCCCGCCUUCGGUGACUGUACAGACAAAUCGGGUGUUUUAUUAUCAGUAACUGUGCGACGCCAUAAACGCGACAAAUCGCGCCCACCUCAACAUUUUGUUCGUGUCCUGGGCCAUUGCAGUCGAAGCUUCUCAUUUGAAUCUCUUUGUGACUUCCAGUACCUGCCGCUGUGGCGCACACCCAAAAGUGAGAGCGCCACUGCCGCAACGGAGCUGAAAUAUGCACUGGAUCAGUUGCAGCCGCGCGAUGUUUCGGACGUGGAAUAUUUCAGCCGGCCGCAUCCGCAGCUGUUUUGCCUGCCAGAACUGUUUGCACGUGUUGACGUCGCGCACAGUGGACACUAUCGCAUGGAUAGCACUGAUGAUGGAAGUCAAGAAGUGCUGGGUGUAGCGGCCAAGUCUACAUAUGACAAUCACGAUGUCGUCUCUUUCAAUAUGCAGGAUACGUUUCCCACUCAGCCAGAUGGGCAGAUACAUAAGCGUCUUAAGGUCAAAUAUGUGUCGGACGAGCAAUUCGCACGCGUUAAAAAACUCUUCGAUGAAAUUCCGAUCUGGACGCGGGUAGCACUGCUCUACGAGUCGGGUGUCACCAAUGAAAAACUGAAGUGCAUAAUACCCUCGCUGGCAUUUUACUUCAGCAAUGGCCCUUGGCGGACCAUGUAUGUGCGCUACGGCUAUGACCCACGCAAAGACUUUAAAAGUCGAUAUUACCAGACAUUUGAUUUUCGCUUACGCUUCGGCUCGGGCGUCUCGGAAUUCGUUUACUCCCGCAAGUCGGCAAAACAGAAGAGAUCAUUAACGACCGCCAACGACGAUGUGAAAAGUGAACUGGUCCAAAGCAUUGACUAUCCAUAUUUCGAUGGUCAAAAGUUGCCGCGGUCUAGGCAAUGCAUGCUACGAUAUUGCGAUGUGCGAUUGCCCAAAAUACAGGAAAUGCUGGAAAAGAUACCCACACCGUUAACCGGUGCUGUUUGCAAUGAGCGAACCGGCUGGCUGCCACCUAGUUUUGAUUCACAGCUGCGACAGAUUGUGUGCGCGAUGAUCAGUGAGUUGUUGCGUAAUCAUUAUCGAAAAGAGCAUCUGACUGCCGAGGUGGAGGCCGUCCCCCAGGCCGAUGGCGAAGCCGAAGCCGAGGCUGAUGCUGAUGCUGAUGCUGAUGCUGAGGCUGAGGACGAGGAGUAUUGCAUAGAAGACGAGGAAACUCAAGAAGAGGACAUGGAUGUGGAUGAAACACCCAUUGCCGAAAAUAUCGUCGACAAGAAUAUUGAACAGUUGCUUAACAAUAUUACAAACUAAUCUUACAAAAUUCACAACGAUUUAAUCUGUGAUCUAUUAUAGUUUAGCAAUAUACUUAAUAAAAGCCUUACG
Drosophila arizonae is the source of this 1601-nucleotide messenger RNA. RefSeq names its product general transcription factor IIIC subunit l(2)37Cd (gene l(2)37Cd). The record is from RefSeq and is a predicted model, not a curated record. NCBI's taxonomy places the organism in Eukaryota, Metazoa, Arthropoda, Insecta, Diptera, Drosophilidae. Gene Ontology annotation, cellular component: transcription factor TFIIIC complex. Gene Ontology annotation, molecular function: RNA polymerase III type 2 promoter sequence-specific DNA binding; RNA polymerase III type 1 promoter sequence-specific DNA binding. Gene Ontology annotation, biological process: transcription initiation at RNA polymerase III promoter.